This is a messenger RNA of Porites evermanni, 486 nucleotides long. The record is from the annotation of a GenBank genome assembly. NCBI's taxonomy places the organism in Eukaryota, Metazoa, Cnidaria, Anthozoa, Scleractinia, Poritidae.
AUGUCAGAGAGGAAGCUACAAAGAAAAGAAGUUCAGAAACGUUAUUACAAUCCAGAUGUCAAAGAAGUUCCCUGCCUCAUUAAAGGCGAUGUUGUACGCAUUAACCCGCAAGCCUCUGAUGCAAAGCAGAGAUGGACCAAGAAAAAAGUUGAACAACAAGUAGAUGUCAGAUCCUACGCUGUUAGAACAGAAGAUGGCAGGUUGUUCCGAAGAAACCGGAGACAUCUUCGACAGUCAAAGGAACCGUUCAUGCCUAAAGAUGCGGAUGUUGAAAUUCCAAGUCCAAUUCUGAACAGUCCACCAACCACAGCCAGCACAGAAACCGUAUCAGGAGAGAACAGUGCAGGAUGCCCUACAGCACUGUCCAGAAAGCGACCAGAGUCAGGACCACCAGCUACCUGUCCAGCCCCAUUGGCUGAGUGCCAAAAGAGCAAUGCAGUCACACGCAGCGGACGCUCUAUUCGCCCCCCUGGCUACUUAAAAGAC